AUGCAAAAUACUGUCCUACUUUAUUAUACCGAUCAACAAUCAUUAAAAAAAUCUUAUAUUUUUUAUUUACAUAAUGCCUUUGAUUCUUAUCAUUUAAAUAAUCGAUUAAAAGCAUCUAUAGCUGAAUUACGUGUAUUUAAAAAUCAAAUGUUGAUUUAUAAACAAAUCUAUGCCAAUAUUAAAUAUUCAUUAAAAGAUUAUUUUCUUGCCUGA
Rotaria sp. Silwood2 is the source of this 213-nucleotide messenger RNA. The record is from the annotation of a GenBank genome assembly. NCBI's taxonomy places the organism in Eukaryota, Metazoa, Rotifera, Eurotatoria, Philodinida, Philodinidae.